GACAUUAUUGUAGCGUCGCGCCUCGAGUGAAUUCCAAUUGGAGUAUUGCGAUCAGUAGGCUUCGCUCAUUCAUUCGUAGAAGUAGUAAACGCGCGCGCUUAAAAAUACACAAUAAUUUCGGUGUUGAGUUUUUUUGUCUUUAUUGUUUCCUUCAUUAGCAUACUUUUGUUGUUUUUUUUUUUUUGUGUGUGCUGGACUUAGCAUGAGUUACUGAAAGUACAGCAACGCAUAUUUGAAAAAAAAAAAAUUCAUAAAAUUCAUUAAUAAUGGAGUUUUUACUACGAUUGAUACAAUGCAUAUUAAAAUUAAUAUCUAUGGUGAUUCAUCCGCUCUUGAACAUUGUAUUGCCGCGCAAAGGUCCAUCCACCAUACCGCCAAUUCGCAACCAGCUGGUAACACUUCCGUUAGUGGAAGUGAUAAAAUUGAUGCGACAGCGAAAGCUAAAAUCUGUGGAUCUCGUAAAAGCUUACAUAGAACGUAUCGAAGAGGUGAAUCCUCAUCUAAAUGCAAUAGUGCAAGAUCGUUUUGAAGGUGCGCUCGAAGAUGCUGUGCGAGCUGAUGGACUAAUCGCCAAAGCCACGGACGAACAAUUACCAGCACUUUUUAGUCGCUAUACCUUAUUGGGUAUACCAUUUACGGUAAAAGAAUCGUGCGGAUUGAAAGGCAUGCCAAUCCGUGUUGGUAGUCGUCAACGCGCCCAUCUGAUUAGCUCUGCUAAUGGUGAAGUGGUGAACAAUGUGGUUGCUGCUGGUGGCAUACCAUUACUUGUUUCCCUAACACCGGAAUACUGCUUGAGCAUUGAAACAAAUCCGGCAACACAAAAGCGUUGCUUAAAUCCACACGACAGUAGACGAACACCAGGUGGAUCUUCCGGUGGAGAAGGUGCUUUGAAUGGUGCAGGCGCAAGCUUGUUCGGUAUUGCUUCUGAUGUUGGUGGUUCGAUACGGUAUCCGAGUUUAUUUAAUGGUGUCUUCGGUCACAAACCCACAGGUGGUAUUGUCUCGCUUGGAGGGUAUUUCCCAGACUCCAAGGAUAAAGAUUACCUUGAGUAUCUUCAAUUAGGUCCAAUCACACGUUUUGGUCGUGAUUUGGGCGUACUCAUGCAAAUUAUGGCCGGUGAAAAUGCUGAAAAAUUGGAUCUACUAACACCGGUGAAAACAAAGGAUAUUAAGAUUUUCUACGCGCUUGGAUUUGAUGGACUUAAUGGUGUUUUACAUACUUCCCCCGAAGCAGAAAUGAAACUUUCCAUUUUGACUGCUUUAAAGUACUUAAAGAGUCGCGGUUGCGAAGUUGAGCGGACAUCUAUGAGAGAUUUCAAAAACUCACUCGAAAUAUCGCUCGGCAGCUGGAUAUUACUAGAGCACUUUCCUUAUUUAAUCAACACUUCAAAACCAAGAAACUUAAUUGAGUGUUUAACCGAAAUGGGUAAAGCAAUAUUAGGCAAAUCGGAAUACACCAGAGAUGCUUUAUACUUUGAAUCCAUAAGACGUUUCAAUGCCGCAAUGCGCACGGAAAAUAUAUUGAAAUACAAAGCUGAAGCUGAGGUGCUGAAAACUAAGUUUGCUAAAAUGCUCGGCAAAAAUGGCGUUUUCUUUUUUCCUACAUUUCCUGUACCUGCAAUUCAUCAUAAUUCUUCGAUAUUAUUUCUUAGUAAUGUAGAUUAUUGUAUGAUUUUCAAUAUACUUGGCUUUCCAACUACCCAUAUACCUAUGGGACAUGAUGAUAACGGCUUACCGGUCGGUUUUCAAGUGGUCGCAGCGCCAUACAUGGAUAAGCUAUGCUUUCAAAUUGCUGGUGAAUUAGAAGCCGCGUUCGGUGGUUGGGUUAUACCAACACCACACGAACUUGAACCGUUUAAAUAAACGAAUUAAAUUGUUGUUGUUUUGAUCUUAAUAUUGAUAGUUUUUUAUGCGAAUUUAAAAGUUAAAUAAUUGUAAUACUUAAUAAAUGUUGCUAUGGUUUGUGUUCUUCUUAUCAAAUAAAAAAAUUUUCAUUACAAGAA
Molecule: messenger RNA, 2002 nt
Organism: Bactrocera oleae (olive fruit fly)
Lineage: Eukaryota; Metazoa; Arthropoda; Insecta; Diptera; Tephritidae
Source: RefSeq, a predicted model, not a curated record